UCAGCGCCCGGUCAGCGCCGUCUACAGCCGCCCGCACUCGCGCGUGGAGACAGAACCGGACUGGACCGGGUCGGGGGUGCCUCCCUCACUCAUGAGCCAGGCUCGCCGCCUCUCGCAGCGGCGUGCCGUGUCUGUCGUCAUCCACGACUUGCCGCACGAGGUCAUGCUCCACAUCUGUGAGACGCUGACGCCGCGCGAGACCUGCACCAUGAUGCUCGGUCUCGGGAAGCGCAGCGUGAUCUUUCGAUGCGUUUCCGAGGUGGCAAUCCUGCGUGGCUCCGCGCUUGGAAAGCAGAUCGAGAAACGCGAGGGCCUGAAAUGCACAGAGGAUGCCCUCAAGUACAUCCUAGGACGGCCGGUCGAAAGCAAGGAUCACAAGUCCGUCUGCACGGAGAAUGCGUGCGCCUGGCUGGCCUUGCCUGCGCCAAUGUGCUCGGCUCUCCUCGUCGCGCCGGCCGAUUAUCAGAUCGACGCCCUUCGCGGCGCGGCCUUUCUCGGUCUGCUGCCGCUGGCGCAGCUCCACGCCCGCGCCACCGAGCACGGCGCUUGCGUCAUCAAGCGCGAGCACUCCGAGACCGAGAAGCAGGCGUGCAAAGAGGCGGCCGCCUUCUGCCGCAAGGCGCUCCCACAGUCCGACGAGUCGCAGGCCCUCCGACAAGCCAGCGUCAGCAUGGUCACCGACGCCGAGCGGCGCUUCACCAACGUCUACCUACAGCUCUUCCAAGACCACGAGCUGCGCCGCCACAAUGCUGAGUCGGCCAGCUCUGCCAACACGGCCCUGUUCCGCUUCAUCGACCAGCACCUCGCCACCGCCACCGGCGUGCGUCUCGGCCCCGUCGAGAAUAUGCACAACUCGGCGCUGGUUGGGCUGCUUGCGGGCGGGUUGCUCGGCAACUCGGCCAAAGAGGACGACGAGAAGCAAGACUUCCUCUCCAAGGUCAUGAGCCGUUGCGAGAAGCCGCUCUCGCUCCAACGCUCCCAGCGCGAGCGCCGCUUCUGCGACCUCUGCCUCCAGCCCAUCGAGGGCAUGUAUGCGGGCUGCCGGAGCUGCGGCUUCGAUUGCUGCCCGCGUUGCGUCGACCCGGCGUCGCAGCCGACGCACGUCUGCGUGCCGCUGGACGUGGCGACGCGCAUGCACCUCUUCGUCGAGCUCUGCCAGACCGCCGAUGGCCUCGAGGACGCCCGCCCCAGCGCGAUCGCCGCGCAAGAGCAGCUGAGCGCGGCGCAGAUCGACUAUCAGGCCUUCCUCGCGAAGCGCGCCGAGCACGACGCGACGCUGCUGCGCCUCGCCAAGGGCGGCCAUCUGCACGAGCUCAAGAUAUGGCUCGACGCGUGCUACGGUGGUGCGGCCGCGAUGGGGCCGCGCAUGGUGCCCGAGCCGCCCUGCCUCGCCAGCCACGUGCGCGACCUCUUUGGCGUGGCUUCUUUGCCUUCAUCGACUGCGUCUUCAGCUGGACCGUCGCGCUUGUCACGCAGCUGA
Molecule: messenger RNA, 1480 nt
Organism: Emiliania huxleyi CCMP1516
Lineage: Eukaryota; Haptophyta; Isochrysidales; Noelaerhabdaceae
Exons: 2
Coding region: 92-1480 (462 amino acids)
Source: RefSeq, a predicted model, not a curated record